CCAACAGCCUCAACCUAAACUUCUCUCUCGCAACAAUGGCCAACCUCGGGGUGCCCGUCAAGUUGCUGCACGAGAGCGUGGGACAUGUUGUCACCGUCGAGCUGAAGACUGGGCAGUUGUACCGAGGAAGCUUGAUCGAAGCCGAAGACACCCUCAACAUCUCUCUCCGGGAUAUCACCGUCACGGGCCGGGACGGACGAGUCUCUCAGCUCGAACAGGUGUACAUUCGAGGAUCGAUGGUCAGGUUCUUCAUCGUACCUGAUAUGCUGGCGAAUGCACCUAUGUUCAAGCGAGUCGGACCGAAUGCUAUGCGAGGAAAGGGUAUCGGUACAGCUCGUGGUCGAGCCACUAUCGCCAGGGCUACGGCACGACGAGGAGCGCCGAGGUCGCAGGGUGUACGACGAUGAUCGGGUCAAAUAGGGCUGUUCGGGUUGGACAGGAUGGAGAUGGGAAGCAGGGAAAGAGGAAGGCAGGAUUUUGCGUUUGACUAUACGGCGCAGAACGAGCAUGGGGAUGCAAAAAAGAGGAGGUGGAAAGACGCAGGAGGGUUAGAGAGAAACGGGAAGGGGGACGGACGGUCUAUCGAGUCUUCGCUAUACUCGGCGAAAGAGCCUCCGGAUGAGACCACGAGAAGCGGGUCGGCGGGCCAGGGCCUGGUCUCUGAUCAGAGACCGUACCCCACUCGUCAUUAGUUGUGUGAUUUGAAAAUAUAUGUGUGUUUUUCUCGGGCGUGGGUAUUUCAUUUCGAUUGAUACGGAUCUUUCGGAAGGGGUCUUCUUGGUGUUUCAGGUCUAGCUUGAGAACCUCGGUAUGGAUUGGCAG
Filobasidium floriforme is the source of this 822-nucleotide messenger RNA. Its product is annotated as pre-mRNA splicing factor. Gene Ontology annotation, cellular component: U2 snRNP; U12-type spliceosomal complex; U4 snRNP. Bases 36 to 407 code for a protein of 123 amino acids. The transcript is spliced from 5 exons. Gene Ontology annotation, biological process: spliceosomal snRNP assembly; RNA processing. The record is from RefSeq and is a predicted model, not a curated record. NCBI's taxonomy places the organism in Eukaryota, Fungi, Basidiomycota, Tremellomycetes, Filobasidiales, Filobasidiaceae. Gene Ontology annotation, molecular function: RNA binding.